AUGGCUUUUGCUAAUGCUGCAGCAAGGGUGAAAGGAGAGUUUCCGGAAAGAGUAGGACAACCUGAAUGUCAGUACUACCUGAAAAUAGGAACUUGCAAAUUUGGAGCUACAUGCAAGUUUCACCAUCCUAGGGACAAAGCUGGGAUAGCUGGGAGAGUUUCCUUGAAUAUUUUGGGCUACCCUCUUCGCCCGGAAGAGACUGAGUGUGCUUAUUAUUUAAGAACUGGACAAUGCAAGUUCGGGAGUACUUGUAAAUUUCACCAUCCUCAACCAACUAAUAUGAUGGUUUCAUUGAGUGGCUCUCCUAUUUAUCAAACUGUCCCUUCUCCAACCACUCCUGGUCAGCAGUCAUAUCCAGGAGGGAUUACAAAUUGGUCAAGAGGAUCUUUCAUUCCCAGCCCCCGUUGGCAAGGUCCAUCAAGUUAUGCACCCUUGAUUUUACCCCAGGGGAUGGUAUCGGUUCCAGGCUGGAAUGCUUAUAGUGGUCAACUGACAUCAGCCUCUUCUUCCGAGAACCUGCAGCAGACAAAUGUAAAUAAUCAAAUCUAUGGAGCCUCACACCAGAAUGAAUCAGGAACUUCAGGAUCCCAAGCAUCCUUUUCUCAAUUACGCUCUGGUUCUGUCCCUGUAGGUAUUUAUGCCUUGCAGAGGGAGAACGUAUUCCCAGAAAGACCUGGCCAGCCCGAGUGCCAAUUUUACAUGAAGACUGGAGAUUGUAAGUUUGGUGCAGUUUGUAGGUUUCAUCACCCAAGAGAGAGAGUUCUUCCUGCUCCUGAUUGUGUGUUGAGUCCUAUAGGCCUUCCUUUACGCUCGGUGAGUAAUGUUUUCAGUGGUAUUCUCUCUUUAAGUUUAUUUCUGAAUCUUGAUCUGCUCAAAUAACUACGGCUGUUUAUUAAAAACCUGGUAUUCAUGCUACCUAAAAAUGUCAUUCCCUCAUCUAUAAUCUUACAUGACCUUUUCUUUUAAAAACUUAGUUUCCUGAUUGUUUUAAUUGCAGCCCAAGCUAAUGAUUCUUUUAUGUUAAAAAAUGGAUGUUGCUUUGGUACGCCUUCUGGCAAUUGGUCAUUUUGUGACUGCCAUGCAGCACUUUAAAUUAUAUUAGAGAGAAG
Messenger RNA from Hibiscus syriacus, 1109 nucleotides. RefSeq names its product zinc finger CCCH domain-containing protein ZFN-like. Gene Ontology annotation, molecular function: mRNA binding; metal ion binding. The record is from RefSeq and is a predicted model, not a curated record. The transcript is spliced from 5 exons. Bases 1 to 879 code for a protein of 292 amino acids. Lineage: Eukaryota; Viridiplantae; Streptophyta; Magnoliopsida; Malvales; Malvaceae.